Coffea arabica (coffee) is the source of this 396-nucleotide messenger RNA. RefSeq lists its product as uncharacterized. The record is from RefSeq and is a predicted model, not a curated record. Lineage: Eukaryota; Viridiplantae; Streptophyta; Magnoliopsida; Gentianales; Rubiaceae.
AUGACCCCAUUUGAGGCGUUAUAUGGAAUUCCCCCUCCCCAACUAGCUCUGGGACCCUACCUGCAAACUAGAGUGGCUGCAGUUGGGGACUAUGUAAAGGAAAGGCAGCAGAUAGACAACAUGUUGAAACAGAACUUGAGGGUAGCUAAGGAGAGGAUGAAGAAAUAUGUAGAUGAAAGGAGGAGUGAGAGAGAAUUCAGGGAAGGUGAUUGGGUGUAUCUGAGGUUACAACCAUAUAGGAUAGAGAAGAGGAUUGGGAAUGUAGCUUACAGAUUACAACUACCUAUCACCUCCAAGGUGCAUCCUGUUUUCCAUGUAUCCCUACUCAAGAAGAAGGUGGGUGACAAAGCCACUCCUACCCUCCAGCUACCUGAAAUAGAUGAGAAGGGGCAUUAA